Ictalurus furcatus (blue catfish) is the source of this 8156-nucleotide messenger RNA. RefSeq names its product eukaryotic translation initiation factor 4E. Gene Ontology annotation, biological process: positive regulation of transcription by RNA polymerase II; oxidative demethylation; translational initiation. Lineage: Eukaryota; Metazoa; Chordata; Actinopteri; Siluriformes; Ictaluridae. The record is from RefSeq and is a predicted model, not a curated record. Gene Ontology annotation, molecular function: DNA 5-methylcytosine dioxygenase activity; RNA 7-methylguanosine cap binding; zinc ion binding. The transcript has 12 exons. Gene Ontology annotation, cellular component: cytoplasm; eukaryotic translation initiation factor 4F complex; nucleus. The coding region runs from base 568 to 6261 and encodes 1897 amino acids.
AUGGUUUGGUCUCCCCCCUAAUGUUCAGGAUGUGGUUACAGCCCUGGUUUAAGAAAACGUUGAUCUUUACAUUACAUACAUAGUUAAGUUAAAGCGUGUUUUCAGAGGGAGUUUAGUGAUGGCAGUCCACUCCGCGUUUUGUCGGCAGCCGGCGGCGGGCGUUAAAGAGCCGAUCCGCUGCCUGAGGCCGGAGGGAGUGGAGCUCCACUACACGCUCUCGUGUAAGUGCGGUUUAUUACGAUGUUUUACACCGAGACAGCAUGGCAGUGUUAUGAGUAAAAGUUUAUAGUGGACUUAUUGACAAGUUUAUAGUCAUUCGACCGAAUUAGCCAGUUCGCUAAGUGAAAAUGCUGAAGGACCAGGCGUCUUUUACAGGCGUGGAGUAUUAUUAGCAGGUCAGACGUUGCAACUGUCUCUCCGACAUACCAAGGAAUUAUUGUACUGGACGAUAAAUAGGGAAGAUCAAAUUCCGCAUAUGAAAGAUCUUCAAGUUAAAAAUUAUUAUAGCUCCACUUCCCAUGUGUGCUGACUCAUCUUUUAACUCCCUCACUCUCAUGAUUCUUAGCUAUGCCUCAUACUGUUAAACGACCAAAGAAAGUACAGCCUCCAAGAAAACAAAAUGUUAAAAAGUUGAAAUCAUCCACUGGUAAAACGCGAGCAGGGAAUUCAAGCAAUCCCAGAGGGCCAACAAUAGGUAAACGGCAUCCAGUAACCAGAAAGCCCAAAGCAAAGAAACGAGCAACCAGGGUGAUCCAGGGACGUGCCAUCAGCAAGGACACCAAAAAAGCAGUCACAGGAAGAGCAAGCAAGACCAAUAAUACAUUUAACGUUAUAGGAUCUAUCAGGUGCACACGUAGCUCUCAGACCCAAAAUGGCCUGUUUGCAGACCUCGCUGGCAGGAGGAGGUCCUUUCGAGGUAGUCAGUUAUCCCAGAUUGUCUUGCAGGAAGUGAAGUCUCCCAGGAGGCUGGUCACAAAAAAGACCAUCAAAGCCCAGGAGACCACGGAACAGGAUACUAUGAAAAACCCAGAUCUUUGUGACCCUAAAAGUGAUGUCCGACAAGACGAGGCACUUGUUCCCAACGGAGGGCAUCCCACCUUUAACUCAGUUUCUGACGAAGCAAAAGUAGAGGAGGACAGAGAAUCACUUGUUCUCAAUGCUGCUAAGUUGGUGGAGGAGAAGACAGAGGUCACCGCUGAAAUGGUAGAAAGUGAAAACAACCCUGGGCCCAUUCAGAACACUGACCAGCCACACACUGAAUUGAGUGAUUUGCUUGUGAACUCAUGUGACCCGACCGUUAACGUGGACUUUGUUUGUACACUUAAUACCUCAGACCUGACAGUAUCCACACUUUCACAGUCACAUGAUAUUGACCCUCAAAUAACUCCAAAAGACUCUUCUCAGCCAGAUGUCUCUGUGGUGCCCCCUGUAAAUGAAUUACUUCAAGAAUCAGCACACAGUGUGCUUCAGCACACUCCAGAUCCUACCCAAGUGGUGGACAGAGAGCACCAGUGCACCUUAGACCCGAAAGCCAAAGAUGUGAAUGACGCGGAUGUGAAAACCAAAGAUGCGAAUGACAACGACGAUGAGAUGUACAACAAGAAUGAAGGAGCACUGUCACUCCUCUCGUUGAGCGCAGGUUUUUAUUGCAACUCUCUGCCCAGCCUGGACUGUGAGUCUCAAACAGCAACGUAUUUCCUAAAUAAACUGUUGAGCAGCUCCGAGAGCACCCAGUCCUCUUUUGACAAUGAGUCCGAGGCUGGGGGUUCAGUACUGGCUCCAGGACCCGAGGAAGCAGGUGCUUCUUCCUUCCUGGAGGCAGAAUUACACCAGCGUUUACCCCAAGUUCAGCAGAGAAGAGAGAGAAAGAAGAGGAGGAGAUGUGGGGCAUGUGUGCCUUGUCUUCGCAAGAUCAACUGUGGACAGUGCAGCUGCUGCUUAAACCGAAAGACUGGUCAUCAGAUCUGUAAGCUCAGGAAAUGUGUGGAGCUGAAGAAAAGGCCCUUUCCGAUCUCUGCUGGAGAGGUGAGCUGCAAAGAUCUUUCCAAACCACAGAAAAAGAACAGCGUCUCCAAGGUUGAGUCACAGGCCAUCUCAGUAAAUGGCACUAGCUCAGAGCAGAUGGAGGAGGAGGUGCCAGAGGACGAGGCAUGUGAUGUAUCUCAAGAACACUCUGCUCCACCUGAUUCGCCCACGCCUCUCCAGCACAGCCCUGCACCAACACCAGCUGAGAGCGAACUCCGGCCUGCUGUCAGCCACCAGGCACUUCCUACUCACUAUGACUCUCACAAUGGUGCUAAGCAUGUAAAACCAAACACUGAGAAACAUACAGAUCCCACCAAAACACAGUCCGAGCCCCAAAGGACUUUGAACAUGCUCACCAGCAUUCAACCACCUGAGGCACUUCCUGAAAAGAUGGAAAAUGGAAAGAUCAAAAUGGAAGAGCCAAGCACGGUGGCAGAUGAACAAAUUGCAUCCCACUUAGGUAGUAGUGUCUACUUUGAAGAUGCUUUGUCUACACUAGCAACUGUAGUAUGUUCCGCCAUCCCUGAUAGGAAGGUUUUGGAAGAGAAGCUAUUUGGUCCAGAGACCUCAGAUAUCUGUUCUUUAAAAAGUGAAAAUGAAGAACCGUAUCAGAGUCAUAAACACCAAGAACAGACUUUUAACAGUCCAGAAAAUGAUGAUAACCCUCAUCUUAAAGACUCAGUUGCACUGUAUUUUCCUAAUAUCCAGUCUUUAGUUGAGCAUAGGAGCUUAAGCAUUGAUCAGGCCAUAGCUAUUGCGGCCUUAACCGAGUUGGCAGCUACCCCAGAAACCGUGCCCUUCAAAAUAGAUCAUCAGGGUCAGAACCUUCAGAAUGAAAGCACAUUGUCCACAAACUUUGCAUCAAACAAGCCUAUACCUCUUCAAGAAGCUAAAUCUAUAUCAGAGGUUGUUUCCAAUAAAGUCCCAGUAAUUAGUUCAUCAUUGCAUCAGACAUCUGUUAUUUGCAGUCCAUUCAACAGGCAAGAAAAUUCCACCCACCGCAGCACACCCACCCCCCACAGACUCUCUUUACAUGAUCUCUUAAAGGCUAGCUCAGAAUGUGAAAAAAUCUUGCACACCCAAGAGCAUGGAAGAUUAAGUCAAGCACUUUGUAAAACAGAGAGGAUAGAUGGCACUUUUAAAAAGAUCAAACAUGUUGAUAGAACACAUAGCUCAAGGAGGAGAGAUGAAGAGGAGGUUGCAGCCCAGUUGGUACAACUUGCAUUUAUGAUUGAAUCACAGCACAAGCCAGUAUCUUCUGAAAACAGCCCACCCAAGGGAAUGCCAGUUCAGACCACAAAAUACAAUCAUCACACCAUUGGGCAACAUUUAAAAAGGCAAAGGAAACCAAAAUCAACCUCCUCAAGUCCAAGGAUAUCAAAAAAGAGAGCCACUGAGAUUGAGGGAGGGAAUCACAGGAUACCACUAGCCAAGAGAUCACCCAAUGGCAAAGCACUUCUCAAGAUGAAGGGUAAAAGGGAGGCCUUGCAGCAAAAGGCAAAAUUGCACUCCAAAAGAAAUCCGUUUCUGCCCCAGACGCAAAUAGACUUGAAAAAAUACCUAGGACAUGCUAAUAAUGAAAAUAGGCGACUUUUCCAUUUCAGCAACUCCCAUAAGAGAGAGCACUUAGACCUGCAGGCUCUCAUGAGCUCUGGGAACCAGAACACUCAGCAUUUCAAAACAGACCAUGCAGCUCUGGGUCACUGCCAUGGCAACCAGUGUCCACCAAAUGGAUAUUGUCAUAGUCUCACAAAUGGCCACCUAGGUGCUACCCAAGGCCAGAGGCAUGAAUGUGAAGAACAUUUUAUUUCUCAGGUAUCGAAAACCCACAGUGUGCUGAAUCAUGGUGCUAAAUCACAAGCCCCCUGUGCCAUGCCUAAUGUCCAAAGGCCAGACCCAUCAGUGAGUCCAGGGAGGCAACAUAAAGCAAACAGUCUCAACUAUGAGCCACGUCAGGCUUCCGUUGAUCAGAACGGGUAUUACGAAGUAGAGACAUCGGGCUCUGUGACCGUGUUGUCCAUGUCAGCUCAACAUAUGGAAAAUGGUGGUGUAGAAUGUCCCGGAGAACACACUCCCACCAAGCACACACUCAACAGCUUUUUGGAAUCUCCAUUAAACUUUCUGAACACCCCAACUAAGAAUCUGAUCAACACUCCCUCAAAAAGUAUAUUGGACUUCCACUCCUGUGACUGUAUGGAGCAAAUCAUUGAGAAGGAGGAGGGCCCAUACUACACGCACCUUGGAUCUGGGCCAACUGUAGCGGCAGUACGAGAGAUGAUGGAGAACAGGUAUGGGGAGAAAGGCAAAGCCGUGCGCAUGGAAGUGGUGGUAUUUACAGGAAGAGAAGGGCGGAGCUCACAGGGUUGUCCAAUAGCCAAGUGGGUUAUCCGUCGGGGCAGUGAAGAGGAGAAGCUGCUGUGCCUGGUGCGUCAGCGCGCGGGUCACCGCUGCCAGAAUGCAGUCGUGGUCAUCCUCAUCCUAGCCUGGGAGGGCAUCCCACGCAACAUGGCUGAUAAACUGUACCAGGAUCUUACCAAAACUCUCUACACAUACGGAUCGCCUACCAACCGCCGCUGCGCUCUCAAUGAGGAUCGUACCUGUGCUUGUCAGGGUCUGAACCCAGAGACCUGUGGAGCCUCAUUUUCUUUUGGCUGCUCAUGGAGCAUGUACUACAAUGGCUGCAAGUUUGCACGCAGUAAAGUGCCCCGAAAGUUCCGACUGCAGGGUGACUUCCCUGAGGAGGAGGAGAAGCUGGAAAGCAACCUGCAGAAUUUGGCAGAGGAUGUGGCUCCAGUGUAUAAGAGACUUGCACCUGAGGCUUAUCAUAACCAGGUGCGGCAGGAAAAAUUGGGGCAAGACUGUCGUCUGGGCACAAGAGAGGGUCGUCCAUUCUCUGGUGUGACGGCGUGUGUGGACUUUUGUGCUCAUGCUCACAGGGACACACACAACCUGACCAACGGGAGUACUGUGGUGUGCACUUUAACUAAAGAGGAUAACCGUGCGGUGAGAAACAUUCCAGAAGAUGAGCAACUUCAUGUCCUGCCUCUCUAUAAGAUCUCAGAGACUGAUGAGUUUGGGCAGGUUGAGGGCCAGAGGGCUAAGAUGGAGACUGGAGCCCUGCAGGUGCUCUCUUCCUUCCCACGAGAAGUACGUAUGCUGGCUGAGCCUGUCAAGUCUGCCCACAAGAGAAGACUGGAGGCCAAGAGAGAGCGAGAGAAACAGAGCAGCCAGGAAAAGAAGCUGGUCACCCCAGCAAAAACAAAGAACGAGCCUCUCAAAGGUUUUAAAAGCACUUCGCCGAAAUACGAGGCACAGAAAUACUGUCCACCUGUGCAAGUGACUCCAGACAUGGAGACAUGCUUUUUAAGUUUAAUAGAUUCAUCCAGCCCUUACAGCAGCAUGGACUGUACUCCACAAGGGGGCCCUAGUGAACACAAUGCAGCACUUUCUCCCUACUCUAACGGCAACCUGCCUGCCCCUCCCCAGUUCGCAGGACAGAAGCCCUUCAGAAACCAGCAGGAUACACAAGGCUCCUUAGAAACCAAGUCCCAAGGUUUCAGUGACUACCAUUUUGGAGUAAAGACAGAACCCAUGGAGGUGCACUGCUUCCAGGGUGGAGCUUCUCCAAGACUGCUCUCCCCAGCCCAGGCCGAGGGUCUCCACAGUCGACUGAACCAAGCACAGCCAAGCCUGGAUAACAACUACCACCAUGGACCACCCACAACCUUGCGACCCCUGACCCCAGAAGAGGUUAAAGCUGAGGAGGUGUGGUCAGACAGUGAACACAACUUCCUGGAUAGUAAUAUCGGUGGGGUCGCAGUGGCACCGUCCCAUGGCUCCAUCCUCAUUGAGUGUGCUCGGCAUGAGCUUCACGCCACCACUCCCAUCCUGCAGCCUAACCGCAGCCACCCCACUCGCAUCUCUCUCGUCUUCUAUCAGCACAAGAGUCUCAAUGCACCAGGCCAUGGCUUGCUCCAGUGGGAGGCCAAGAUGGCCGAAAAGGCCAGGGAGAGAGAGGAGGCAGCUGAAAGGCUGGGAUCUGAGGCUGCAAACGUGGGAAGGUCAAAAGCAGUUAAGAGAGUUUCAGAAAGUGAAGAGGAAGAUGUGUCGCAAGAUGAGAGGGAGGAGCUAAAUGUCCCUACUCGCCAAUCACUAACAGCUACUCGGGACAACGUCAUCACAUCAUCCCCAUACGCUCUUACUCACGUCACUGGGCCUUAUAACCGCUGGACAUGACCGUGGCCAUGCCACUAAUGCCUUACCUCAGUCAGAUCUCUCUGUUUUUAAAACAUGCCCCCCCCUUAUUUUUUUUAUUUUUUUUAACUUUUCACUCUACAUCUCAGCUUUUCAAAUGAUACUGACUACAUUUGUCAGUUUUUAACUGUGAGAUUUGGUGUCUAUGUUUUUUUUUCUUUCUUUUUUUUUUUUUAAAGAGAUGGUGCUCACAACAGAUGUUUUAAAAGCUGGUUUUAUACAAAGAGAUGGAAUUAGUGCAUAGAAGAUGUGACUAUUUAUUCUGAAUGUUUUUUAUUUUUUGGGAUUUUUUUUGUUUUUGCAACCGUUUGUAUUUAAUUUCUGGUCCAAGCCUGUUUACUGCAAUAUUACUGUGUCAACCUGAAAAUGAUGUGUGUAGUAAACACUCAGAAUUGACAUUGUAAAAUGUGAAUUCUAUUGUUUGUUUGUUUUGGGUUUUUUUGCCUCAGCUUGGGUGCUCUUGUCAAAAAUUCAAUAGUUGCUGUUUUAUGGUGCCAUUGUAGCAGUAACUUUGAAUAACCACAGAAUGACAUACAUUACUAUUUGAAAGUAUUGUGACACAGUUGGUUGUUGGGUAGAUUUGAACAUGUAGCAUUGGUUUUUAUCAUGUAAUGAAGGUACAUUGAUGCUGAAUUAUUCCCAUUACACAUUGCGUUAUUUGAAAAAAAAAAAAAAAAAAAAAAAGCACUUUGAAACAACUUGACUUUUGAAAUGUCCUGUAUGCACAGUUUUUGUUUAUAAGCGACCUCCUUCAUCCAGUAUCUGUAUAUAUGCUUUGCAAGUUGGUUUGAAACCCAUUCAGGAUUUUUUUUUUUUUUUUUUUUUUUACAACCAUGCUUAUGAAAGCAAUAAUCAUGGAAGGUUAUAUGCUGCAUUUUGAUAAUGUGUGGAAUCGAAACCAUUUUAUUACUGGAAUUUGCAUAAAGUACAAUAUUACUAGUUUCCCAGUUGUUUAGGAUUUUCAGCUCCAACAGAGUGUGAAACAAGACUUGAAAUCAGCAUUUUAUAUAAUCUGACGUAAUAUUUUGUCACAUUUGUGUGCUAAAAUGCAUCAAUAGUUUUACUGUAUGUUUCUCCAUGGUGCUUUUUUGAAGACCUACUAUACAUCCAACUGAUAGUAGAUCCUCUCUUUUUUUUUUUUAUUGAUUUAUGGUGUUUUUUUAAUUUGAAAUAAAUCAUGCCCUGUUUUACAAUUUGCAUUCUUUGUAAAUGUCUGAAUAUUAGUUUUUUAAACCAGCAUAUAUUUGUUAACCUGCUACUCCAUUGCGUUCACUGUAGAAAUGCUUUCUAAGUUUUAUAAGUGACAUUUGUUAUUGCAAUUUAGGAAAUCCUAGGUUUUUCCAAUCGUUUUCCUUAAGGUGCUUAAAGUUUACUGUGUAAAUGUAGUAUAUUAUGAUGUACUCCCAAAACUUUUAUAUUGAAAGCGUUUGUGUCUAGAAAAACAUUUCUUCAUGCCAGCUAUGUAAAAUCACUUUUUAUAGGGUUUUUUUCCCCUCCUUACAUCAAAGGCAGAGAAAGUUCUUACAAAAACCAGAUAGGACCUUCUGAAGACAGAAAGUGGCAUGGAUAUAUUCAUUCUAGUGUACAUUUCCAAUUAAAGCUACUUUUGCUGAACAAGGAAAUUGUUGCAUUUCUGAAAAGCACUGAUAUCAAGCACUGAGUGCAGAGCUAUCUUCUACAACAUAGCAAAAUGCUCAUUUUCAUACAUAAACAAAGGCCAAGAAUAUAUUAUAAUAACACUGGGCUGUUACUCUUUGUAGAAACAGAUGCCAUUGGUGUUUAUACACAGCAUUGACGUGUCUGCAGUGACUUUAAUAAAUAACUCAUUCACCAUAGUCAACAAAGUAGUUAUUUGCUGACCCUUUAAAACCUAUAUU